This is a messenger RNA of Saccostrea echinata, 1752 nucleotides long. RefSeq lists its product as uncharacterized. The coding region runs from base 1 to 1752 and encodes 583 amino acids. The transcript is spliced from 2 exons. The record is from RefSeq and is a predicted model, not a curated record. Lineage: Eukaryota; Metazoa; Mollusca; Bivalvia; Ostreida; Ostreidae.
AUGCCAGUACCUAGUACAUUUACCUGGCUGAAAACAUGGUUAUUCCAGCCAGAAUAUUGGAUGGAGACAGAUUCAACGGACAGAUCUAGACGGACUGCAUGCAGACAAAAUGUGAAUAACAGACUUUAUAUAUCUAGUUCUAAAUACAGACAUAUCAUGUGUUCUGUAUCAAUAAAGAAGUCAACUGAACAUGGACCCUGUGCCAGUGGAACAAUUGUAUCAAUAGAAUAUGACUCUGCCUACUGUUUCGUUAGUGACUUUUGGCCUCCGCCUGCCUCCUCAUGGAAAGACAGAUGUCACUCAUGGCCCCAGCCUCAUGUUGUUGAUGAUAUAGUAAAAUAUGGAUGUCACUUUGUAGCAAUUGGACAUAAGCUAGGAAGUCAUGAAGACCAUGAAUGGAGAAUUUCUUUCUCUCUGACAGAACAAAAACUUGUGUAUGCAAUGAAUCGCUGUCAAUUCUUAACCUAUGGCUUACUUACAUUGUUCUUAAAAGAAAUAAUUAACAAUGGAGUAUGUGAUGAUGAUAAAUUACUGUGUUCCUAUCACAUGAAGACAGCAGAUUUCUGGGUGAUUCAACAAAAUACAAUCCCUUAUUGGUGUCCACAAAUUCUCCUUGGGAGUUUCUGGGUCUGUUUUAAACUCAUCCUCAAAUGGGUGUAUGAAGGGGUCUGUCCUAACUUUUUCAUUCCAGGUAACAACAUGUUUCUGAAUAAAAUUCAUGGUGAAGCACAACAUCAAUUAUUUAUUAGACUAUAUGGGUUGUAUGAGAAGGGUUUAGCAUUUCUGCUACACAGUCCCUCCAUUAAGUCUUGUAUUAUAAAUGUCCUACAUAACCCCAGACUCUCCAUCUGUACAGAUGAACAUUCUCUGAUUUCUGAGAUUGAGUUUGAUAGAAACCUAUAUGGUGAAAUACACCGAUAUUACACAGUAUUCAAACUGGACAUACAAGGCUGUAUGAGAUAUCUACAUAAAACAGAACGGAUGAUAGGUUCAUCCCUCCUGACACAGUAUCAAGUCCAAAUGCUACAGAAACUUACAGCUUCUGUCCUUCAGCUAACUGUUUUUAUAUUUCACAUGGAAACUUACAUACAUAAAAACAAACUGAGGUAUAGAGCUGACAAAAUCACCUGUCACAUGCUGAAAUUAGCAGCCAAGUUUGCUUGUAUAACUGACAUGCUGUACAUAGCGAUGUAUUAUUACAAGACACUUAGGUACAUGGAAGCUUUAUCUAUUAUAGAGAUGAUCAAGGUCAAGUUAGCAUCGCAAUAUGUGAUGCAUAGAUCAAAUGUAGAUACAGAGAUGUAUACCGAGGCUUUAGGGGGACAGUCCUGGUCUAAAAAGAUGAGACAGGCUGUAGCAUGGGAUAUCGGACUUGACAUUGAAAUCCAUUACAUCAGUGAAUUGAUACCAGAACAACAGUCUGCUCUACAGAACUACUGCCCUUCAUUAUAUGUCCCACCCUUAAUACUCUUAUACAUGUUAGAGAUCUUGUGCUACAGACAUGUAGACACAAUGAGAGCACAAACAGCUCCAGAUGAUCUACAGACCCUAGUUUACUAUGAUCAGGGACAGCUUAUACCUUUAGAUCUCAGAGACAUAUCGUGGCAGAUUCUGGGGAUCUGUCAACAGGUGACAGGAAACCUCCAGGCUGCUCUAUACUCAUACAAACAAUCUCUCAGGCAAGAACCGUUCCACAAAAUACGCACAGCUAUAGAAAUGAGAAUACACGAAGUGUGUCUACAAAAUCAAUAA